Molecule: messenger RNA, 1476 nt
Organism: Bacillus rossius redtenbacheri
Lineage: Eukaryota; Metazoa; Arthropoda; Insecta; Phasmatodea; Bacillidae
Product: adhesive plaque matrix protein-like
Exons: 1
Coding region: 1-1476 (491 amino acids)
Source: RefSeq, a predicted model, not a curated record
AUGGACACCCCAAUCUCCGCCGCCUUAGUACGUCAUUCAUCGCCUGAAACUCUAGCGCGGGUCUCCUUCGCUAGAAUCGCUAGCAGAGAGAUUCCUCCUCGCUCGCCCGGGCUUCCUACUCUCUCGGACUCUCUGGCCGUCUCCUCGCUAGCUCUCUCGCUGCUCCAACUCUCACUCGCCCUGACUCUCACAUGCUCGGACUCUCACUCGCCCGAACUCACCCGCCCAGACACUCACUCGCCCGAACUCACCCACCCAGACACUCACUCGCCCGAACUCACCCGCCCAGACACUCACUCGCCCGAACUCACCCACCCAGACACUCACUCGCCCGAACUCACCCGCCCAGACACUCACUCACCCGAACUCACCCACCCAGACACUCACUCGCCCGAACUCACCCGCCCAGACACUCACUCGCCCGAACUCACCCACCCAGACACUCACUCGCCCGAACUCACCCGCCCAGACACUCACUCGCCCGAACUCACCCGCCCAGACACUCACUCGCCCGAACUCACACGCCCAGACACUCACUCGCCCGAACUCACCCACCCAGACACUCACUCGCCCGAACUCACCCGCCCAGACACUCACUCGCCCGAACUCACCCACCCAGACACUCACUCGCCCGAACUCACCCGCCCAGACACUCACUCGCCCGAACUCACCCACCCAGACACUCACUCGCCCGAACUCACCCGCCCAGACACUCACUCGCCCGAACUCACCCGCCCAGACACUCACUCGCCCGAACUCACACGCCCAGACACUCACUCGCCCGAACUCACCCACCCAGACACUCACUCGCCCGAACUCACCCGCCCAGACACUCACUCGCCCGAACUCACCCACCCAGACACUCACUCGCCCGAACUCACCCGCCCAGACACUCACUCGCCCGAACUCACCCACCCAGACACUCACUCGCCCGAACUCACCCACCCAGACACUCACUCGCCCGAACUCACCCGCCCAGACACUCACUCGCCCGAACUCACCCGCCCAGACACUCACUCGCCCGAACUCACACGCCCAGACACUCACUCGCCCGAACUCACCCGCCCAGACACUCACUCGCCCGAACUCACCCGCCCAGACACUCACUCGCCCGAACUCACACGCCCAGACACUCACUCGCCCGAACUCACCCACCCAGACACUCACUCGCCCGAACUCACCCGCCCAGACACUCACUCGCCCGAACUCACCCACCCAGACACUCACUCGCCCGAACUCACCCGCCCAGACACUCACUCGCCCGAACUCACCCACCCAGACACUCACUCGCCCGAACUCACCCGCCCAGACACUCACUCGCCCGAACUCACCCGCCCAGACACUCACUCGCCCGAACUCACACGCCCAGACACUCACUCGCCCGGAAUCUUCUCGCCCGAACUCACCCGCCCAGAUUCUCACUCUUCCGAGCUCUCCUCGUACGAAUUCACACGCCCCGACUCUCACUCGCCCUGA